Lottia gigantea (owl limpet) is the source of this 327-nucleotide messenger RNA. RefSeq lists its product as hypothetical. The transcript has a single exon. NCBI's taxonomy places the organism in Eukaryota, Metazoa, Mollusca, Gastropoda, Lottiidae. The record is from RefSeq and is a predicted model, not a curated record. Bases 1 to 327 code for a protein of 108 amino acids.
AUGUUAACUGUGGACGUUAGUUGUUAUCCAGGAAAGAGCAAUGCCAAGAGAUUAACUAUGGACCUUAGUUGUUAUCCAGGAAAGAGCCAUGCCAAGAGAUUAACUAUGAACCUUAGUUGUUAUCCAGGAAAGAGCCAUGCCAAGAGAUUAACUAUGGACCUUAGUUGUUAUCCAGGAAAGAGCCAUGUCAAGAGAUUAACUAUGGACCUUAGUUGUUAUCCAGGAAAGAGCCAUGCUAAGAGAUUAACUAUGGACCUUAGUUGUUAUCCAGGAAAGAGCAAUGCCAAGAGAUUUGGUCAACAAUCAGCUGGUAGAAAGGUUACUUAA